Trichomonas vaginalis G3 is the source of this 867-nucleotide messenger RNA. Its product is annotated as protein ubiquitination. Bases 1 to 867 code for a protein of 288 amino acids. The record is from RefSeq and is a predicted model, not a curated record. NCBI's taxonomy places the organism in Eukaryota, Parabasalia, Trichomonadida, Trichomonadidae. The transcript has a single exon.
AUGAAACUGAGCCAAGCAACUGAACACUAUAAAACACUUAAGAAUAAGUAUAAGGGAUACAUUGAUACAUGGGAUUCAAUAUAUAAAUUGGAUACAGAUGAAAUAGAUUCAACAACAGGAUUGUACCAAGAAAUCAAGAACAACUUGAUUGAUACUGGAUAUUUUACACCAAAAGAGAUGAUUCGUCUGAUUGGAGAUAUUUGCAAACAGAGUUUGCAUUAUCGUCAUGGGUACAUAGAGUUAAUGAAGAGAAUAUCCGAAGGAUAUCAAUGCAGUGACAUUUAUAAUAUCUCAUUUCUUUCACAAUAUGAUGAUAUUAAAAUAAAUACACCUGAAUAUGCAAUAAUGAAUGAUAACGAAGAUGAAUUAUUGUAUCACUUGAAAAGUAAGAGAUUGAAUCUCACUGAAAUUCUAGAAAAAUGUUGUUUAAGAGGAGCAGUUAAUUGUUUCAAGUUAUUACAAAAAGAAUUUGACGUAGAAAUCACAAAAGCAUGUCUUGAUGCUUCAUUUAUAGGGAACAAUCGAUACAUCAUUAAUGAAUGUUUGAAAGAAAAUGUGCCUGAUAUGAAAACAACGAGAGCUGCAAUUGCAUCUCAUAACUUCGGUAAUUUAUAUAUGUUGUUGAACGAAUACAAUGCAGCUAUCAAAUUGAAGGAUUGUUACAAAUACAAAAAUCUUCAUGCAUUUAUUUAUCUUUUAGAUAAAUAUGAAGUUUUCAACACUAUGUUUCUAUUAUCUCCAAGUUUUCAUAUACCAUCUCUUUAUGAAUAUAUGAUUCAGAAUGGUGCUGAUAUUAAUUAUGUGGAUGAAUACGGUGUAACGUGUCUUUUUUUGCAGUGGUUGAAAAUCAAACAGAUAUUGCAUUAA